AUGGCCCCACCUCAACAUGGCCGAGCGACGUCUCCCUCUCCCGCUCCAGCCUCGUCACUCGACAUCGCGUCGACUUCCCAGCUCAACCUCGACGCCAUGCCCAGCACCAGCACAAGCACUCUCGCACAAUGCCACCACGAUUCGAAGCCGUCGCGCCCGUCACCUUCAGCAUCGCGUACGCGCCCGCUUCGUAUCCGUCGCGCACUCGCUUCCCUCGUCAUUGCUUCGACUCUUGCGUGCAACGAGGGCCUCGUCCAAGGCGCGACAGCCCUCGCGAUCCCGUCUCGAGGAGUCGCUGGGCAAGACGCUCAAGCGACCAGCAUCGCAGCAGGCGCUGCUGGCAAGGGCCAGGGCGGCCAUGAGUACCAGCAGGCAGGUCAGUAUGGCCAGCGCGAUGAGCGUGUAAGGAGGCAGGAAGACGAGGAAGCGCCGGUGCUCAAGGUUGGCAAGUUUACAAUCGAUGAGGGAAGGCCCGUACCGCCUGCUACGUCCAGCGGCGAGACGACCAAGACAAGGGCCGCAAAGGCCGCCGCUUCUUCUUCAUCGACCGCUCAGCCAUCGAAAUCGACUAGCUCCUCGUCGUCUGCAUCGAGCUCUACGGCCUCACUCACCCCUCCCGCAGGCCGCUGGGGCCAAUCUGCUUCCUACCUCGCGCACAACGAGACGAUCCUCUUCAUCGGCGGCGAAGUUUCCAAUGGCUCGCACACCAGCCUAACCAACGACGUCUUCGCCCUCAACGUCUCCUCGCUCCUCAACAACACCACCUCCGGUCCCGUGGACCCGUGGCAGAAGCUCAACUCGUCUGGCCUACCCGCACAUUCUUUCGCUGCGAGCGCCGUGGUGGCUAGCAACAGCACGGAGCACGUCUGGUUGAUGGGCGGCGAGACGGUCGGCUGCGAGGCCGCGGCGGCGUGGACUUGGACAGCAGGUGCUGACAUGAAUAGCACGUGGGCUGCGGUCAACGCGACCAACGCUCAGCGCAAAGCAAGGGCUCAGGCUGUCCAGCUGCCCUCUAGCAACAACUCGUCAUCCUCCUCCUUCCUCGUCCUCGGCGGCCGAGAUGUAUCUGCCAACUGUAGCAGCUCGAAGGCCAAGCGCCACUACAAUGCGGCUAACAUCAGCUCCUCAAUUUGGACCCUUCCGACUACCACCAACUCUACCUCGCACCGCUGGGCCCUCUCCGCACCUCAGAAUCGCAAUGUCACCGUUGCGCUGGGCAAUGGCGAGUUCAACAUGGCAGAGUACUCCACGUCUCCCCUUCCUUGGAACAACAAUGCCACGGCCUUCCUCGGCGGCCUCACCACCUCGGGUUCCUACGCCUCCCUGGCCAAGUUCUGGAGCUACGAGCCUGCCAACGCGACCUGGACGCAAGUCAACACGACGGGCGACAUCCCCAUGGGCAGGCGAGGCCACACCUCCACCCUCCUCAGCGACGGGCGAAUCGCGAUGAUCGGUGGCCUGCUCGAGAACGGCACGUACACCGACCACGUCUACUUGCUCAACGCGACUGCCAGCCCAGCCGUGUGGUCCAAGGCCAACUACACUGCCAAGGGAAGCAUGCCUGCCCCUGCUAAGGCAUACCACUCCACGGUGCGCGUGGGAGAGGUCCUCGUCGUCGCCUUUGGUGCUACGAACCCGACGAACUCGACUGCGGCUAUCGAGGAGCGAGGGGAGAGUUCGAAUGCGCUGGCUUCUUCGCUCUUCUACUUGGACACGGCUUCAGACGGUGGAUGGGGAUGGCACGACAGCAUUCAGGGCGUACUUGCUGCACGUGGCGUGAUGUAUGCUGCGGCUAAAGACCCCUCGGCGGUUAAGAAGACGGGUGAUGCUGAGGCGGCGGAUGAAAAUGGAGAUUCAGCAGCCGCUACGGCGUCAGCGUCAGCAUCUGCAUCCACCUCGCCAUCUGCAUCAGCUCAAGCAUCACCCAGCAUCGCGGCUUCCGCUGCCAUCACGGCCUCCAACUCCCUCAAGCAGGCAGCCAACGUUGCUUCGCCCACUGUCGCCUCGCCCUCUGCCACCGCCUUAUCCGACGCUACUGUUUCCGCUCCCUCAGCUUCGAGCACGGCUGCCCCCGAAGAAGACGAUGCCUCUGCAUCGGUGUUCCCGAGCGCAGACUCGGCGACGGCGAGCAUGGCUACCGGCAGCGAGCUGGCUCCUUCUGCGUCUCUACCUCCAUCUCCCUCUCCUUCGGCAGACGGCGCCAGCUCCACCGAAGCUGCAAGCAAGGACGAUCAGGCAGUCGCUACCGCUAUCACCUCUGCAGCCAGCGUGGCGACAAGCAGUGUCGCGACCAGCAACAACAAUGGCGACCUCAACAACUACGGUCCAUCUUCCUCCUCUAAUGCGACCCGCAACAACGCCAUCGCCGGCUCUCUUCUGGGCGCCGCAGCCCUCGCCGCAGCCAUCGGUGGCCUCUACGCCUACAAGUCGCGCUGCGAAGCUCAGAAGCACGGCAAGGAGCAAGCUGACAAGGAGGCCAACGCCGGUGGCCGCGGCGGCGAUGAUGGGCUGACUGCCCCUCCCGUCUCUGCACUUUGGUUCAACAAUCUGCGACGUAAGGCUUCUCGAACGGGCACGAAUGGCAGGGUGGACGAGCCCUUUGCUCAAGGUCGAAUCGAUCCUUUCCGUGAUCCUAUUGGCCUCACGCCCAACGUGAUGCCCGCUGAGAGGCUCUCCUUCUCCGUUCCGCAAGAUCACCUUCCUCCGCGCACCCUGCGUGACUCACUGGCAGCUACUGCGAGCCCGAUGGGUCGCUUUCCCGACUUCGUCAAGGCGGGUAUGCCGAACAAGUUCGCCAAGACGCCACAAGAUGCAAUCGUGCCCGCAGAUGGUCUUGUGAGCCCGCGUCUGCCUGCUGGAGGCGCCAUUGCCGCCGCGGCUGGUGCUGGUGCUGCCGGCAAGCGUGCUGCUUCUGCCCCUCGCCCGCAACCCCGAGCCGUAUCCCAACGCUAUCUCGACCUGGACUUUACGCCUCAGCAACCCUCCUCAUCCCUCUCCUCACCCUGGGCGACGAUGGCUGACAGCAACCGCAGCAUGGAGGACGUAAGCGACGGGGAGGCGAGCCAUCGCUCUUACCCGUUCCUGGCCGCCGUUCCCCGUGGCAGCGAGAGCGGUGCAUCGGGGUACGCGCCCAACACGCCAUCGACGCUUUGCAACGAGAUCACUCCUUCCGGGUACGCGGCCGGUGGCACGCCCACGUUCAGGGACCCCUUCGCUGACAGCUCGAACGGCAAGCGUCGCGUCUCUGAGCCUACCUCGCUAAGCCGUUCGGGCUCGAGCGUCUACUCAUGCCCCUCGGCUGACGGUGAGAUGGCCAACAAGCGUCGCCGCAGCUUCGGUGUUGCGAGAAAGGGCAGUGCGUUCGGCUACGAUGCGACUUACCUGGGCGUGCCGGCCUCGGAUGAUCGUCGCCGUAGCAGUGCUGGCAGGAGGGGCCCGCUGAGAGUUGCCAACCCUGAGGAGGUACUCGAGGAGGAGGAGACGGACGCUGAGUGA
Messenger RNA from Jaminaea rosea, 3495 nucleotides. RefSeq lists its product as hypothetical. Bases 1 to 3495 code for a protein of 1164 amino acids. Gene Ontology annotation, molecular function: protein binding. Lineage: Eukaryota; Fungi; Basidiomycota; Exobasidiomycetes; Microstromatales. The transcript has a single exon. The record is from RefSeq and is a predicted model, not a curated record.